CAUUGUGUUUGAAAAGUAACCUGUUUUUUUUUUCUUCUCUCUCGCUUGAUCUUCUCUAAGUUCUGUAUACAAUGUCGGAUGGUCAGGAGAGCGAUAAGAACAUUGAGAUAUGGAAGAUUAAAAAACUUAUCAAGGCACUGGAAGCUGCUAGAGGCAAUGGCACCAGCAUGAUUUCACUUAUCAUGCCUCCACGUGAUCAAGUAUCUCGUGUUACCAAGAUGCUUGGAGAUGAGUUUGGAACUGCAUCAAAUAUUAAGAGCAGAGUGAAUCGCCAAUCUGUGCUUGGUGCAAUCACAUCUGCUCAGCAGAGGCUUAAGCUCUACAACAAGGUUCCACCAAAUGGGCUUGUUCUUUACACUGGAACAAUUGUGACUGAUGAUGGGAAAGAGAAGAAGGUUACAAUUGAUUUUGAGCCAUUCAAGCCCAUUAAUGCAUCACUCUAUCUUUGUGAUAACAAGUUCCACACUGAAGCCCUGAAUGAACUUUUGGAAUCUGAUGACAAAUUUGGAUUUAUAGUGAUGGAUGGGAAUGGGACUCUUUUUGGGACAUUGAGUGGCAACACGCGUGAGGUCCUUCAUAAAUUUAGUGUUGAUCUGCCCAAGAAACACGGAAGAGGAGGACAAUCAGCCUUGCGUUUUGCUCGUCUCCGGAUGGAGAAACGACACAACUAUGUGAGGAAAACAGCAGAGCUUGCAACCCAAUUUUAUAUAAAUCCGGCCACCAGUCAGCCCAAUGUCUCCGGCCUGAUACUAGCUGGUUCUGCUGACUUUAAAACAGAGCUCAGUCAAUCUGAUAUGUUUGAUCCUCGUCUUCAGGCUAAGAUUCUAAAUGUGGUUGAUGUUUCUUAUGGAGGGGAAAAUGGUUUUAACCAAGCAAUUGAGCUGUCUGCUGAGAUCUUAGCCAAUGUGAAGUUUAUACAAGAGAAGAAAUUGAUAGGCAAGUACUUUGAGGAGAUUAGUCAGGACACUGGGAAGUAUGUCUUUGGGGUGGAUGAUACAUUAAAAGUUCUGGAAAUGGGUGCUAUUGAGACACUUAUUGUGUGGGAAAAUCUGGAUAUUAUGAGGUAUGUGCUGAAAAAUAGCGGUUCUGGAGAAACAGUUGUCAGACACUUCAACAAGGAGCAGGAGGCUGAUCAGAGUAACUUCCGUGAUCCUGCUACAAAUGCAGAAUUAGAGGUUCAGGAAAAAUUGUCACUGCUUGAGUGGUUUGCUAAUGAGUACAGGAAAUUUGGUUGUAGUCUGGAAUUUGUCACCAACAAGUCACAAGAAGGAUCUCAAUUUUGCCGAGGUUUUGGUGGUAUUGGAGGACUCCUCCGUUAUCAGCUUGAUGUUCGAGCUUUUGAUGAGCUUUCUGAUGAUGGUGAGGUUUACGAAGACUCUGACUAGCAAUUACCAACUUCUCAAAUACCAGUGCAGAAGUUGAGCGGGAAAGCCUGUACUGGUGUGCAAGGGCUGUCGCCUUAUUUGUCCGCUCAUGUUCUAAGUGAAAUAUUUCUAAGAGCUCUUAAGAUGGAUGAUCUGCACGGCGAACCUAAAUUGGCAUCAAUUUCACCAUGCGCUUUUUGAAUCCCGUUCAGUUUCCGAGUGAUUCAGGCUGUUGAAAGAAUGGAGAACUAAAUCCAAGCAGUGUGGCUGUUAUUUUCCUGUUGAAGAUGGAGAACAUCAAAAACUUUAUGCUAUGCUCUUCUUGGAGGAGUGAUGCAUAUGAAAUUAUGAAUAAUGCUAUUUAUAUUUUCUAUGAAGUGAUUAUGACUCUACGC
Messenger RNA from Solanum verrucosum, 1759 nucleotides. Its product is annotated as eukaryotic peptide chain release factor subunit 1-3. Gene Ontology annotation, cellular component: cytosol; translation release factor complex. Lineage: Eukaryota; Viridiplantae; Streptophyta; Magnoliopsida; Solanales; Solanaceae. Bases 72 to 1385 code for a protein of 437 amino acids. Gene Ontology annotation, biological process: cytoplasmic translational termination. The record is from RefSeq and is a predicted model, not a curated record. Gene Ontology annotation, molecular function: translation release factor activity, codon specific; sequence-specific mRNA binding. The transcript is spliced from 3 exons.